Messenger RNA from Alternaria viburni, 729 nucleotides. RefSeq lists its product as uncharacterized. Gene Ontology annotation, biological process: protein transport to vacuole involved in ubiquitin-dependent protein catabolic process via the multivesicular body sorting pathway. Lineage: Eukaryota; Fungi; Ascomycota; Dothideomycetes; Pleosporales; Pleosporaceae. Gene Ontology annotation, cellular component: ESCRT-0 complex. The transcript is spliced from 2 exons. The record is from RefSeq and is a predicted model, not a curated record. Gene Ontology annotation, molecular function: protein binding. The coding region runs from base 1 to 729 and encodes 242 amino acids.
AUGGCGGACAGCUUCAGAAACGCGAUGAUCAACCGGUCUCUCCGCGACAUCAAGAACAACCUCGAAUUCCUCGUCGAGUCCAACGUCCUCACCCCAGCGCAACACGACACCAUCGCAUCCCAACUCCCCGUCUCAGCGGAAAACAGCGCGCGCGCCCUCCCCGCCGUGCCCUCCGCCCAACUCUCUGCGAUGAACAUCCAGAGCGAGCCCACGCCUCCCCCCGAGAAGAAGAACCCAGCAAACAUCGGCUACUACGCCGACACCCCCACCAACGCACCACCCCCAGCCUACCCCUCCGUCCCCGCCACACCCGCCGGUCCCCCCGUCCUCGCCCACGCCUCAGCAAUGUACCAGUACAACGCGCAAGACGCGGGUGAUCUCGCGCUUAUGCCCAACGACAAAGUCGUCGUGACGGAGUACAUGAACAACGAGUGGUGGAAGGGACGCAACGAGCGCACGGGUAUGGAGGGUAUCUUCCCUGCUAGCUACGUCCGCAAAGAGGAGAAGAGCGUUGUUCCUGCUUACAAUGCGGCGCCUGCACCGAGUAACUACGGUAACAUGCCGUUGGAUGUUGCGAGUGGUGCGCAGCAGGGAGGACAGGUGCAGCCGGCGGGUGAGCCGAGUAAGAUGGAGCAGAAUGGAAAGAAGUUUGGUAAGAAGUUGGGGAAUGCGGCGAUUUUUGGUGCGGGUGCUACGAUUGGUGGAAAUAUUGUCAAUUCGAUUUUCUAG